Messenger RNA from Tupaia belangeri chinensis (Chinese tree shrew), 399 nucleotides. RefSeq names its product signal transducer CD24-like. The coding region runs from base 1 to 399 and encodes 132 amino acids. Gene Ontology annotation, cellular component: external side of plasma membrane; membrane raft. Gene Ontology annotation, biological process: cell adhesion; cell activation; regulation of cell-cell adhesion. The transcript is spliced from 2 exons. NCBI's taxonomy places the organism in Eukaryota, Metazoa, Chordata, Mammalia, Scandentia, Tupaiidae. The record is from RefSeq and is a predicted model, not a curated record. Gene Ontology annotation, molecular function: protein tyrosine kinase activator activity.
AUGGGGCCAUACCACUCAGCACAAAUAGGCAUUGAGCAAGCUAGUAGAGCAAUGUCCCUUAUUGCCCUGGAGAAAGCACUGUUGGCCCCCCUUGCCUGCGCCUGCCCCGGAGCCAGUGGUUCUCGAAGCACCAGGUAUGUGCCGCGCACCGACAGAGCAGACGUGGGCAGAGCGAUGGUGGCCAGGCUUGGGCUGGGGCUACUGCUGCUGGCUCUGCUCCUACCCACACAGACUUAUUCAAACCAACCAACUGUUAUAACACUUACAAGUAACUCCUCCCAGAAUACCUCGGCUGCCCCAAAUCCAGCUAAUGCCACCACCAAGGCCAUUGGCAGUGCCCUGCAGUCAACAGCCAGUCUCCUUGUGAUCUCGCUUUCUCUUCUACACCUCUACCAUUAA